AAGAGAGAAAAAUUGAGAGAAUUGAGAAGACUCCAUGCUGGACGUUAUUAAGCCUGCUCAUGAUGGUCUAGACAGAGACCCAUGAGAAAAAGGAAAAAUUGUUCGAGAGUUUCUUAAUUACAUAUCAGUUUUGUCUUCAUGAUGUCGGGAUCAUCAAAUAUUCAUUUUCUCGUGCAAUCAUUACCCACCACAGAAGAAGUGAUAUUGGAUCGGCUUAAAGAACUUGCUGAUAAAACCAACCGUUUUGGGCACAUCAACUCUGGUUUUACCAGUGCAUUACGUUCCCCUGUCCAGCAGUGUGUAGUGGGACCUUCCCAUAUUGUGUUUCUGCUGGAGGAUGGAAGGGUGUGCAGACUUGCCUUCAAUGUUUUACCGGAUCGCUUAGAUCUGAGCAAAAAUGAAGCAAACCGGGGGAAAGAUGGCAAGGGAUCUGGCCCAGGUCCUAGUCGCCAGACUUGCAAAAGAGGCAGGUUGCUCAGAGCUUCCAGUCUCAGGGGUGCAAGCAACAGUGGAUCUAGGGGAACAGGACUUUUGGCUUCCGGGGCAGUGGGACAUGGUGUCAUCAUGGCUAGCUCUAGACCUGUCUUUGUCCCUGAAGAACUAGUUUCACAAGCCCAAGUUGUCCUGCAAGGAAAAAGCAGAAGCGUUAUUAUUCGCGAGUUGCAGAGAACCAACUUGGAUGUCAAUCAAGCUGUCAACAAUUUGCUUUCACGUGACGAUGAUGAGAGUGAAGACGUUGACGAUUCUCAGGAUUCAUACGUUCCCGAAGACUUGAUUUCUCUGCUCGAUCCUGGUGCAGGGCUACACUCUGACCAUGCAGGGCCUUCCGUCAUUAUUGACGCUGACGCCAUGUUCUCAGAAGACAUGUUUGGUUAUUCAACCAUUCGCAGCCGCCCAUCCGGAAAUAAUCGUGGAAGAAGCGUGGAAGGCGAACGAGAACGCAGCAGUGAUCGAGCAAAAUUGAUUAACUGUCUCACAGGAGGUGGAGGUGGUGGUAGUGGAGCAGGGACAGGAGGAGCAGAUCGUGAAUCUGGGAUGUUUCGUUGGCGAGAUCGACAUUAUCUUGGACCACGUCGUUGGCUGGAAACAGCGCUUCGAGACACUUGGUACGAACGUGACCUGGAUGGCAGCAAAAAGAAAGACACUCCACAUCAAACACAGAGCCCUCUAGGUCUGUCAGACGAGCUUGAAUUUUGGCCUGAACGAGGCUCUAGUGGUCCGUCUCCCCGUUUCACCAGCAUUGCUGCAAUGUAUUCUGAGUUGAUCGCACUUAGUACAUCUGGUCAAAUCCUCUCAUGGAAAUGGACUGACGCGGAGCCUUAUCGUCACCUGGAUUUCCCUCACGCUCAUCACCCACGAGCUCUUACACUGGGGCUCUAUGCUGAAAAAAUUGUACUGCUGUCGGCAUCCGUCAUACGGUGCACUGUGGUAACGGAAUCGGGAAAAGUAGCCAGCUGGUUAGAUGAAACUGUAGCUCACGUUCCCGGUAUCACAAGACUUGAACAUGCUGCCCAGCACCCCUCUGAAUUUCACGGCGAAAAAAUCGUUUCACUCGACACCUGUUCACUCUACUCGGCUGUUCGACUAGAAAAUGGAGCCAUUUAUUGGUGGGGCGUAUUGCCACCAGGCCAACGCCGUAAACUUUGGGACAAAUACCGAACCAAAGCUAAGAAGAGCCACAGCAGCUCAGCUUCCGGUUCCGAUAUCGUUACUGGCGCACAGGUGUGUAUGAGAAGUAGUCCCAUGUAUCAAGCUGGAGCCAUUGGAUUCUCAAUCAUCGAUGGUGUGCCGAAAGUCGGUCAGCUGCAAGGUUCAGCAUGGAGCUGGACUGAUACUUGUCGAUUCCGUAUCGUCCCAGGACCCCCUCCCUUGGUCCGCCUAGCUCCACCUCUUCCACCCGGAGGUAGUAGUGACAGCAAACGUGGCAAUGCUGCAAGUGGAAGUAGCAGCAGUAGCAACGCCGAAACCUCUAAAACAUCGAGCACUCGUGAGGCGGUUGUCGAAAAACCUGACAUGCCUCCUCCUCCAUCGCCAGCCAGCAGCACUUGCAGCGAAACGGGGAGCGUAGCAGGAGGCUCACAAAAGAAACACAAGAGACCAGCUCCGCGCGGCGAUAGCGAAGACAAACGUGGCGACGAAGAGGAAUGGGUGUUAAAAGAUGUCAUUUUCAUCGAAGAUGUUAAGAAUGUGCCCAUUGGCCGCGUCCUCAAGGUGGACGGCGCCUACGCUGCUGUUCGUUUUCCGUCUAACAAGGAUUACAGCGGCAAGGAAGCUAAAGAUUUAGUUGUGCCGGCAAAUAGCGGCAGCGAAGAUCCUGCUUCGCUUCUACAAGAUUGCCGUUUAUUGCGUAAAGACGAAUUGCAGGUGGUAAAAUCGGGCUCAUCCAUCCGGAUCCCUGAUUGUUUCCAAAGACUCCCGCGACGAGUGACGUUGGCCGAUCCCGGACAGAUUUUAGCCUUCUCAGUAGACGGACAAGGUAUUCACACGGUCAACAAAGUUGGCUCUCAGCUCAAGUACACAAUCUACAAUCUGAGCACGGGAAAAGCCGAGUAUGAAUCGAAUAUACCAACGGACUAUACCUCGUUCAUGGGCCUCAACGUCGGACGAAACAUUGGACUCUUCAAUACAGGAGAUGGUGACGCCUUGACUCUGCUCCGUGAUGGAAAUGGCACAAUCUACCCUUUGUCACGUGACUGUCUCGAUUCUAUUCGUGAUCCGCAUUUGCUGGAUUUGCCACCAAUGCGCUGCCUGGGUUUCGGUUCCCAUUCUCUGCAAGGGGUUGGUCCUGGACAGAAGACUCAAGCCAUAUUACUCGUACUCGUCACCGAAAAUCAAUUAUUAAUGCCCAAGUUGCUGGCCUGCGAUAUCGAUGGCGUUCGCCACGUCAUGAACUGCUUAGAAACGUCUUCAGAAGCCUAUCGCCUUUCCGGCGUCCAGAGUAUCGUCAACGAACGCUGUGAUGGUGGUCGAAACGUAAUCCACGCCUGCGUAUCCAUGUGCUCACCAACUUCAAACAAAGAUGCGGACGUUCAAGACGAGCGAAAUGUAGCACCCGUCGCCAACUCCAUCGCUGAUCCUCUAGAUCCCCUUCCGGUGGGUUUGAGCACUUCCUCCCGGGCUGUAAGUCUCAGAGAGAUGAUGAGGCGUGCUGCUGUUGCUCGACCAUCGGAAAGUUCCACAGCCGAUUCGGGAGUUCCCAGUAGUAGUUCCGUAGUCGAAGAAAACAUUUCUAUUCCGACGCUCAAUUGGCCACCGGAACCGAUGUCUUUGGAAUCGUCCAAUCACGGCGAUGACGAUCAAGCUGGCUCGAGCAGUGCCGGCGCAUGUGGCUCCUCCAAAAUGGCGGCUGCUGCCGUUUCCGACCCUGUUGAACGACGUGCCAAUUCCUUGGCCGCGUUGAAGGCCAUCACCGAGAGUCCAGCUCUGACCCCUCAUCUACAGACACUCCUUUCCGCGCGUGACGCUCAAGGUCACACACCGUUCAUGCAAGCGGUUGCCGUUCGUGCCUACCCCGCAGCAUUACUUUUGCUAGAUGUGGCCACUAGAUUAUUUCGACAGAUUACAACGGAAGUGGACGCUCAGAAAAAGCUGUUGCAGAGUUUCAUUUUUCCAUUGGGCAAGAAUGGCUGCAGCCCGGAUGACUCACCGCUCCAUGUUCUCUGUAGCAACGACACGUGCAGCUUCACUUGGACCGGAGCCGAACACAUUAAUCAGGAUAUCUUUGAAUGCCGAACAUGCGGCCUUACGGGAUCCCUUUGCUGUUGUACCGAGUGCGCCCGCGUAUGUCACAAGGGUCACGAUUGCAAGCUCAAGCGCACAUCGCCCACCGCUUAUUGUGACUGCUGGGAAAAGUGUAAAUGCAAGGCUUUGGUUGCCGGCAAUCAAAAACUUCGAUUCGAAUUACUCUGCCGCUUGGUCCACGAGACGGAUCUGGUGAACAUACCCAAUAGUAAAGGAGAGAACAUACUGCUUUUCCUUGUACAGACAGUCGGUCGUCAGUCGGCUGAACAACGACAGUACAGACCCGCCCGUUCCCGAUCAACUGGAAUCGCCGCUUCGAGAAAAGUUUUAACAUCUGAACUGGAACCAGAUAUGCCUGAACACGAUCUAGAACCACCGAGAUUCUCCCGAAUGGCAUUGGAUAGACUUUUGAAUGAUUGGUCAUCAGUUAAAGCCAUGUUGCUCUCUGGCUACAAAGAGGAAACAGUUGCCGGUUCCAGUACCAUCGCCGAAGAUCAAGCAUAUCUUCAAAGCCAAAGUGGGACUACUUUAUUGGACAAAUUUACUCACUGCAUGUUAGUCAAAUGUUCGGUUGAAAUGCUGGACAGCCUUUUGACUACGCUCAUCGCUGAAAUGGAGAACAAGACUUGGUGGUCGAGACAACAGGAAGCUCGUCUUGCUGCUAGGCGAUUCGUGCGCUCGGUCGUCCGGGUCUUUGUCGUUUUUAGCGUUGAGAUCGCUCCUCAGUCUGGAAAGAAGAAGAAUAAUGCUUCCAGUGCCAGUGUUACUUCACAGCCGUUGAUGAAAUGCAAGCGAGUAUUCCAGGCUCUUAUUAAUCUGGCCAUUGAAGAACUGUGCGAAGCAGCUGAUGCCCUGAUCGUACCCGUCCGGUUAGGUGUCGCCCGUCCAACUGUCCCAUUUCCGUUGGUGACUUCCAACGCCGACGCCAUUCAUGGAAGCGAGGAACUCUUUUCCGUCGAUCCCUUACAACCGCUAACACCCCGAGCAGCCGACGAAGAACACGCGGACGGCUCUUCUGUACCAACUGGAUCGCUCGGUGCUGGUUCCAGCGCUGCAGGUGGUGGUCGUGCCACCACUCGCCGUAUGGAGUCUGAAGAACUAGACACCAUCGAAGGUGAUGAAGGCGAUGGAGAAGGUGACGGCGAUGCUGAAGCGGACAAUUCAGAACACGAAGAUGCCGAAGGCAAUGGUCGCGGCGGUGAUGGAACUGGUCGACGAGAAAAUGCUGGUGGUGAAUCGGAUAUGGAGCUGGACCUCCUAGCAGAGACCGAAAGCGACUCGGAUGACAACGAGCACGAACAUGAUAACGAUAAUCAGAGCACUCACACUCAGGACAACAAUUCGGUCCAACGUAGUGUGCAGACAGGAGCUACAGCCGGUUCCGAUGCGGCCAUGGCAUCCUUGGCGUUAUUCUCUGAUGAUGAAUCUGGCGAUUCAACUGGUCAAGAAGAGGAUGAAUCGGACGGUGGUGAAACGGACGAACAAGAUACGGAGGAAUUUGCGUUCUCAGACGAACAACUGGAACGCCGCAAUAAUAACCCUUCGUCCGCCGUACCCGCCACUGCUGCUGCCCCUGUCCGUGGUACCUCUGGCAUGGCUCCGCAAUCGAUGAUGUGGGCCAUUCGCCAUCGAGAGAACAAUGCCGUACGUGGCGCUGGCGCCAAUGGGGCCGUCGGUAGUGGAAACGCUGUCGGUGGUUCAACCACCAAUUUGAUGUACUUAGAACCUACUUCUCUUCGCCGAUCUGCGGCUGCUGCUGCAAUUGCCGCCGCCACAGCUACACUUCCCGUGGUACCGGAACCCUUUUCCAUGGCUACUACAGCAAGCGGAUUAGCUCGGGCUUUUGGACUGGUCGUUCGUCAGAUUGCAGACCUGCUCACGAUGCUUUUGGAUUAUCCGGCACUUGCUCCCACCCUUUCGCGAAAUUUGGACAUCACCAACCAAGAGUCCAUUCAGCUGCAACAAUUUUUGGAAUUCAGGUUGAAGCCAGUCUGGGAUUGGCUGGUCAACGUCAUGGACUCGACCGAAGCUCAGCUACGCUUUGGAGUAGCUUUAUCCAACGCUUCUACACCGAACGGAACACCUUCAAACCAUAUUACUUUGUAUGGAAGAACACCGCUGUCAAGAAUGGUUACUGCUAGUUCAGUUUUACCUUCCUCUCGAACGGCCGCAUCUUCAAGUUCGGCAGCCUCUGCACUGGCUGGUUCGGGAGCUGCACCUGGAACUUACGACGGCCGUAGAGGACAGGCUGGUGGUGCUGGCGGAGAACGGGGCAACGAAGUGCCGGAUCCCUUGACGGGAAGGCGCGAAUUUUUGAAUUACUGCCUUUCACUUAUGCGGGCUCACAAUGGCGAGCAUUCCGACACCCUGCCCGUUAUUGACGUCUCGUCAUUGAAGCACAUUGCCUAUGUGUUCGAUGCCCUUAUUUAUUACAUGCGGUCGGGAAAUGAAUCCAACCCGUACGGUGAUAAUGGUAGUGGUGAAGAGUACAUCGCUGACAUGUUCAACGAACCGGACGAAAACGAAAAUGCUGAUAUGGAUGAAGAAACCGGGGGAGCCAUGGACACUGAAUCUGUUGGUGGCGAAGAAGAAGCUGUAGUCCGGCAAAGUGGUCGCAAGCAUCCAUUCUUCCGUCGCUCCGAGUCGACGUUGUGUUUGGGAUGCCCACAGCCGGAUCCGUUUGCUCUACCGAUGAUUGAAGCGUUGCCUCUGGCGGACCAACCGCAUCUUCUGCAACCAUCUGCUCGCCGCGAAGAACUUUUUGGCGCUCCUCGCCAACCCAUCACGAUCCAGCCAUCAGGAAAUCAUCCACCUGGCUCGACCAAUCCUCUUGAAGUUAUACCUACUCGUUUAGGACUGUCUACAAGGACACCGGAGGUACAAACGGAUCCAGCUCAAGCUCCAGUUCCCCCUCUAGUGGCGACCCCAUUGAAUCCACAACAACCAACACUUCCUCCACUUCAUUCAACUUCUGAAGUCAUCCAGGAAACUCCUCAGAAUUUGUCUUUGAAAGAUUCGGAAUUCGCUGAAGUGAUUGAAGUAGCCCGUGUCAGUCCAAGUGUGGCCAGCAGCGUCAUUGUGUCACCCCGACGGGCUGCUGCCACUGCUCAGAGCGUUAUCGUUCGGACUGGCACUGUGAGAGACAAUGCCCCUGCAGGCACAAGUACCGCAGGCAGUACUCCGUCUACCGUACCGAGAGAGAAAACGGAAGAAACGGCACCAUCCGCUUCUAGCUUUUGGAUGGGUAAAAAUUCCACUCCGAAUGUGAGCCAGUUAAUUUCAAGCGAUUUGCUGUUGGGGCGCUGGAGAUUGACAUUAGACUUGUUUGGUCGCGUUUUUAUUGACGAUGUCGGAACGGAAGCUGGAUCGGUCAUUGCUGAGCUCGGUGGAUUCCCAGUCAAAGAAGCUCGUUUCCGUCGCGAAAUGGAGCGCCUGAGGAACAUGCAGCAGCGUGACUUGACACUGUUUAAAAUGGAUCGUGAACGCGGAAUGCUCAUUACGCAGACAUUCAAGGAACUCAAUACGCAAUACAACACCCAUUGCAGACGUGCAACGGCCACGCAACCUCCAUUGGCCGUUAGUAGAGUUAAAGUGACGUUCAAAGACGAGCCAGGCGAAGGAUCUGGAGUAGCCCGCAGCUUCUAUACAGCCAUUGCUGAAGCCAUUCUCUCGCAAGAAAAAUUGCCAAAUCUGGACGCUGCCCAAGUUGGAGCUGGAUCAAAAGCUUCUCAGUCUCAAUCAGGAAUUGCACGUCGUCGAAAUCGCAGCUCCAUCUCAGGAGAUCAGUCACGACGUCACGGUCCACCCCGUCUGUCACAAGUUCGCGAUGCUCGUCUUCGGACCUUGAACUAUGAUGCCCGUCCUUUCCAACCCGAUGGCGAAAUUCCUACCACCAACAACGAUCACCUCUCACCACACGUAAUUCAGUUGGGAGAAAGACUGUAUCCUCGAGUGGCCGCUCUAAGACCCACCCUGGCUGCCAAAAUUACCGGCAUGCUUUUGGAACUCUCACCUGCUCAAUUGCUUAUGCUUUUGGCGUCAGAAGACUCGUUAGAACAAAGGGUCAACGAAGCCGUCGCCGUCAUUCUAGGUCAAAGUCAGUUAGCACAAGGCAGAGAGCUUUCGUCGGAAGCCAUUUUGGAAAUGGAUCUUCUCUUCAAUCUUGGCAGCAGGAAAAACCCCACCACCGCCACAGCUGGAACGUCGACCGGUUCUGACGCUGACGAUGGUGUCGAGGAAGACGAUACGGCUCCGCUCUUCUAUUGCCCUGGCAAACAAGGUUUCUACAGUCCUCGUCAAGGCAAAGCUUCUACCGAGCGCCUCAACGCAUUCCGUAACGUUGGUCGCCUGAUGGGCCUGUGUCUCCUCCAGAACGAAUUGUGCCCUAUUGCAUUGAAUCGUCACGUCCUCAAGGCAAUCCUUGGUCGUCCCAUCCGGUUCCAUGAUCUGGCCUUUUUCGAUCCCGUUGUUUAUGAAUCCUUCCGUCAGCUUGUCGUUGAUGCCGAAACAAAAGAUCUUAGUGGAUUGGAUUUGACAUUCAGCAUUGACCUGAGCCCUGACGAAGGAUCGGGAUUUGUGGAGCUGAUUCCUGGUGGAAAAGACAUAGAAGUCACCUCUCAGAACAUUCACAGCUAUGUGAGGCGUUACGCUCAAUACCGAAUGGUUAGGACGCAAGCCAAAGCCAUGGAGUCUAUUCGUUUGGGCAUUUUCGACGUGUUGCCUCAAAAUGCCUUGGAAGGAUUAACAUCCGAGGAUCUGCGACUUCUACUGAACGGCACAGGCGAGAUCCGUGUACAGACGCUCAUUUCGUAUACAAGUUUCAACGACGAAUCUGGAGAGCCGCCCGAGCGUCUGUUGCGCUUUAAACGCUGGCUCUGGUCUAUCGUCGAGAAGAUGACGACUCAAGAGCGACAAGACCUAGUCUACUUUUGGACGGGAUCGCCGGCAUUGCCUGCCUCCGAGGAAGGUUUCCAGCCCAUGCCAACGGUGACCAUUCGUCCAGCCGAUGAUGUCCAUCUACCUACGGCGAAUACUUGCAUUUCGAGACUUUACGUUCCGCUGUACUCCUCGAGGACGAUCUUGCGUAACAAACUUCUCCUAGCCAUUCGUACUAAAAAUUUUGGUUUUGUCUAGAUGACAGUACCAUUAGAGAUAAAAACACAACCCAACAACUAAACAAAAACAAUUACAUAUGGAACUUAGCGGAGUAUUUUUCCGACUCUCAUUGUUCAAUAUCUUUUUCUUCCCUAUUAUGGCCCCCCUCUAAAUUCUUUUUUUCUUAUCGAAUUUUACACACAAAUUUCAGAAUUUAAAAAAUUGAAAUCAUUUGUUUCAAGCUAAACAAAAUUCUUCAUUCGUUGCUAUUUCAAACCUCGGUGACACAGUUAUCGAUAUAACACGAAACACCUUGGAAGUGUCCAUAAAUUGAAAGUAUAAACACCAGAUUUGUGAAAAAAAAUCAAGGAUGAAACCCAAAUGUUAGGGGAACAAACCUUGUAAUGUAAACGUUCUUUGAAAUAAUUUUCACUUCCUUUUUUUUCAUUAAAUUUUGUUUUUCAUUCCAUUUUUUUUUUUUCAAUUUAAAUCGUCCCAUAUCUUUUUCUAUCUUUUGCUGAAGAGAGUGAUAGAUGACGAUGAUUCUUCAUCUUUUGUUUGUCAUAUGUGGAAAUAAGAAUACACGGAUCUGACGGUUGAA
Molecule: messenger RNA, 9436 nt
Organism: Daphnia pulex (common water flea)
Lineage: Eukaryota; Metazoa; Arthropoda; Branchiopoda; Diplostraca; Daphniidae
Gene: hyd
Product: E3 ubiquitin-protein ligase UBR5-like
Exons: 11
Coding region: 139-8874 (2911 amino acids)
Biological process (GO): protein polyubiquitination; regulation of double-strand break repair; DNA damage response
Cellular component (GO): nucleus
Molecular function (GO): zinc ion binding; RNA binding; ubiquitin binding
Source: RefSeq, a predicted model, not a curated record